Zeugodacus cucurbitae (melon fly) is the source of this 4390-nucleotide messenger RNA. It is a transcript of the gene sl, whose product is annotated as 1-phosphatidylinositol 4,5-bisphosphate phosphodiesterase gamma-1. The record is from RefSeq and is a predicted model, not a curated record. NCBI's taxonomy places the organism in Eukaryota, Metazoa, Arthropoda, Insecta, Diptera, Tephritidae. Gene Ontology annotation, molecular function: protein binding; phosphatidylinositol-4,5-bisphosphate phospholipase C activity. The transcript is spliced from 4 exons. The coding region runs from base 404 to 4150 and encodes 1248 amino acids. Gene Ontology annotation, biological process: phosphatidylinositol-mediated signaling; positive regulation of epithelial cell migration; phospholipid catabolic process.
ACGCAAUUUAGUUCUGGCAAUGCUGUCAUCUGGAGAAACCAUCAAAGGAAACUUUCCUCAAGAAGUGCCUUAAUUUCACAAAUAAUUGCAUUUCCAAGCAAUUAAUGUGAUAAAAUUUUCAUUUAUUCCAUUUUUGUGAUAGUAGUUUUGAAGAAAGUGUUUGAAAUAUCUAUAUUAGUCACACGACAAAUGUUAAAUAUAUGUGAUCUAGGUAAUGCGGCUGGAGUGCAGUAUCAGAAAGAGAAGAAGAACGCAACAGAAAAAUAAAACAAAUACAACAGGAAGUUACAAAAAUAGAUAAGUCCAGGCAACAAGUGAUUGACCAGAAAACAUACAAACAAUAUCAUUUCGGCAUACACUUAUCUACUUACUAACAUAUAGGAUACAACUUAUAAUAAGCAACAUGUUGAAUUGCUUUAGUGCAAUGAGUGUGCCCACUUUGGGUGAAAUGGAACAAACUAUAUGUAUGCUUGAACGUGGCACAAUUAUCACCAAAUUGUAUUCCAAACAUCGGCCGGAACAACGACGCCUGAUGUUGGUGCGCGAAACGAGGCAGCUGUUAUGGUCAUCGGUUAUGGCAGAUACGCGUACUGAUUAUGAGGGAUCGCUUGAACUACGUGAAAUUCGUGAGAUACGUGUGGGUAAAUGCUCUAAAGAAUUUCGUAAUUGUGCGGAAGAUUCGAAACGCUUCGAACCGGCAAAGUGUUUUGUAGUGUUACAUGGUAGUUCAUUCAAACUGAAGACUUUCUCAGUUGUAGCACUUUCCGAACAGGAGGCGGACAAUUGGGUACGUGGCCUACGUUACAUGGUGCAGGACACCGUAAACGCACCCUAUCCUCUACAAGUGGAACGUUGGCUAAGGCGCGAGUAUUACGCCAUUGAAAAUUCGAGUAUGCAGUCUGCCAAAGAUGGUGGUCAAGUGACAGUUAAAGAUUUUAAAAGCUUUUUGGCAAGUAUUAGUUGCAAAAUGACCACCAGUAAACUAAUGGAAUGCUUCUCUGAAGAUGAUGCAAGACGUAAAAAUGAUUUACGCUUCGAUGAUUUCUCACGUUUAUAUAGAAAAUUCCUUAUGCCAAAUAAUUUUCUGGAAGAAAUGUUUUAUAGUACACCCGGCACAUUUGCCUAUUCAAAAGAUGGCGAAACAGUCACAUUACGUGAGUUCCAAACCUUUUUAAUGCAAGAGCAACAUGAAAUCAUGGGACGUGACGAUGCGUCGGUUUCAAACUUUAUACGCGACUUUUUACAAGAUGUAGAGCGUGAUGUGCAAGAACCCUAUUUUACAAUUAGUGAAUUUCUCGACUAUUUAUUUUCGAAACAAAACGAUCUCUGGGAUCGCAACUGUGAUCGCAUUUACAUGGACAUGAAACAACCAAUUUCUGCAUAUUGGAUUGCAUCCUCGCACAACACUUAUCUCACUGGCGAUCAGUUUUCUAGUGAAUCGUCAUGUGAAGCCUAUGCACGUGCAUUACGUAUGGGCUGUCGCUGUAUUGAGCUGGACUGCUGGAAUGGCGCAGACAAUUUGCCAUAUAUUUUCCAUGGACAUACAAUGACUUCCAAAAUAAAAUUUAAAGAUGUAAUUAAAACGAUAAAGGAGCAUGCAUUUGUAACUUCUGAAUAUCCAGUGAUUUUAUCAAUUGAGCAGAACUGUUCUCUGGAGCAGCAGCGUAAUAUGGCGCAAGCGCUUACUGAGGUUUUUGGUGACAUGCUGUUAACGCAGCGUUGUGACCGCGCUGAAGUACAACUGCCUUCCCCACAUCAAUUACGUCGCAAAAUCAUACUUAAACAUAAAAAACUGCCGGAAUACGAAGAUGGUUGCGCUGGUGGGCCGGGUAUAGUCGGUGGUGGUUCUGGUAUGUUAACGACCAGUGGCAGCAGAUCUUCUAUAAGUGGCGCUAACGGCGAUGAAAAUGAAAAUAUGCGUAAUUUUCUCAAAGAGGGAAUGUUGUACUUUAAAGAUCCGGUCGAUAAAGCCUGGAAUCUAUAUCAUUUCCUAUUAACACAACAACAACUGAUUUACUCCUCGCACACCGACGAAAACAACGCUGGCGGCGCAGAUGACGACGAUAACGCGGUUUCACAGAAUUCAGCUGCAACCUUAAUGCCUAAAACAAAGGAUAAUUUUGCGAAUGAAGAAUUACACUUUGGUGAAAACUGGUUCCAUGGCAAAUUAGAAGGUGGCCGCCAGGAAGCUGAUCAACUACUAGAGGCUUACAAACACUUGGGCGAUGGCACGUUCUUAGUGCGCGAGUCAGCCACUUUCGUUGGAGAUUAUAGCUUGUCUUUCUGGCGUCGUAAUCGUCCAAAUCACUGUCGUAUCAAGUUGAAGCAUGAAAAUGGCGCAACCAAAUAUUAUUUAGUCGAUAAUUUCGUUUUCGAUUCACUCUACUCACUAAUUGUGUACUAUCGCAAAAAUAUGUUGCGCAGCUCCGAGUUCUCGAUCACCCUAAGAGAGCCUGUGCCACAACCAAAGAAGCACGAAACACAAGAAUGGUUUCAUCCCAAUACAACCAAAGAGCAGGCAGAGCAAGUGCUUAUCAAACUGGAUGUGGGCUCAUUCCUGGUGCGCCCCUCGGUGCAAAGCACCAACGCAUUUGUCAUAUCGUUUACGAUAAAUCGCAAAAUUAAGCAUUGUCGCAUAAUGCAAGAGGGUCGGCUCUAUGUCGUGGAUACCAUACAAUUCGAAUCGCUUGUGUCGCUAGUCAAUUAUUACAUGCGCAAUCCGUUAUAUCGUAAUGUCAAACUAAUGUAUCCGGUGUCACAGGAGCUAUUGCGUCAGAAAUUGCUCGUCUGUCAAACUUCGUUGGAGCAUCAUAAUGGUAGCGAUUUCAAUGAUGCCUCGAGUUAUAUGGAUCCCAGUCUGGAUGAUCGUGUUACAUGCAAGGCGCUCUACAGUUACAAGGCAAAUAAACCGGAUGAACUCUCAUUCCCAAAACAUGCCAUCAUUACGAAUGUGCAGCGAAAUACUUCGAUGUGGUGGCGCGGUGAUUAUGGUGGCAUGGUGCAACGUCACUUUCCGGCCAACUAUGUGAAGGUAAUUGACUCGGUCAGUGAUGACUACAAUUCCUUUAGCGAUGAAAAUAACUGCGAAAGUAUCUCACGCACCGAUUCGAUUGACAUACAUGGCGCAAUUGUACACCUGUCCGAAUCGAAUGAACCGGGUAUAUUAUUCCAGUUGCAAAUUCAGACACCCACAAUGCAAAAUUCCUUUAUUAUCGGUUUUGAUAACCAAGAGUUGGCUUACGAAUGGAUCAAAGCCAUACAAGAGGGUGCACAAAUCGCCAAUCAAUUGGCCACAGAGCGUCGCAAAAAAGAACGUUCCGCACGUGUGGCCAAAGAAAUGUCCGACUUAAUUAUUUACUUCCGCAGCGUGCCAUUCCGUGAACAUUCAUGGGUAUUCUACGAGAUGUCCAGCUUCCCCGAAACCAAAGCAGAAAAACAAUUUCUACAACAAAACACUAUGCUCUUCCUACAGUAUCAUCGCAAUCAAAUCAGUCGCGUCUAUCCGAAGGGUCAACGUUUGGAUUCCUCCAAUUUUAAUCCAGUACCCUUUUGGAAUGUCGGCUCGCAAAUGAUUGCGCUCAACUAUCAAACCGGCGACAAGGCUAUGCAGCUGAAUCAGGCAAAAUUCCGCGAUAACGGUAAUUGCGGCUAUCUGCUGAAACCGAAGUUCAUGCAAAGCGACAGUUUCGAUCCGAAUAAUAUGCUGGCGAUUAGCUCGCUGGAAGAGCGCUUUGUAACCAUACGCAUUAUAGCCGGCCGCCAUCUGUUUCGCGGCGGCAAAUCCAAUAAUCCGCUAGUCACGGUGGAAAUAUGCGGCGCCAGUUUUGACACUGGCGUUAAGCAUCGCACCAAGGUAAGCGAGAACGGUUUCAAUCCUUUUUGGAAUGAAAGCUGCAAAUUCACCGUGCGCAAUCCACAUUUUGCGCUGUUGCGUUUCGAGGUGCAGGACGAGGAUAUGUUUGCCGAGACGCAUUUCAUAGCGCAAGCCAGCUAUCCGCUGAAUUGCAUACGCACCGGUUAUCGCAGCAUAACAUUGCGCAAUAAAUUCAGUGAGGAGCUCGAGUUGGCCUCGCUGCUGGUGCAUGUGGAGAUUAACCAUGCGGCCAACACAAGUGCGGCAAAUGAGCACACAGUUGUGGUGGACUUUUAAAUUGCUCGCUGUAAUAACAGUGUGAAAUGUGUGUUGUGAAAGUGUAUUUUGUGUUAGAAAAUGUUUACUCACAUAUCUGAGUAUGUAGUAGUGGUUGUUUUUGUAACAAAUGCCCUUAGUUUACCCAACGAACAAAAAUGCUUUAAGGCAUCUAUAUACAUAUCAAAUUAUACACAAGUGAACAAAUUUAAUAAUUUUAUAACAAUUAUUGAAAAAUUUAUAAUUUUCAAAACAAACAAA